CGGUCCCCGGCAGGGCGGAUGGAAGCGGCGGGGCCCGGUGGCGGCAAACAAAGAGCAGCCGCCAUUUUGUAAAGCUGGGCCGCGGGCGGUGGCUGCUGCUACGCUGAGGAAAGCCGGGCGGGGAGAAGGCGGGUAGACCACGGAUUGCCUUGAAGAGCCCGCUCGCCGCCUUUUCUCCGUGGCCAGUGAGGCGAGCAAUGCAUCGUGACUCUUGUCCGCUGGACUGCAAGGUUUAUGUGGGUAACCUUGGAAACAAUGGCAACAAAACUGAACUAGAGCGAGCUUUUGGCUACUAUGGACCACUGCGCAGUGUAUGGGUGGCGAGAAAUCCUCCUGGUUUUGCCUUUGUGGAAUUUGAAGAUCCACGAGAUGCAGCUGAUGCAGUAAGAGAACUAGAUGGAAGAACCCUCUGUGGGUGUCGUGUCAGAGUGGAACUCUCCAAUGGUGAGAAACGGAGUCGGAACCGUGGUCCACCUCCAUCCUGGGGCAGGCGUCCUCGAGAUGACUAUCGCAGGAGAAGUCCUCCUCCUCGUCGCAGAUCACCACGAAGGAGAAGCUUUUCUCGUAGCCGCAGCAGGUCCCUCUCCAGAGACAGAAGAAGAGAGAGAUCACUCUCACGGGAGAGGAAUCACAAGCCUUCUCGUUCCUUUUCCAGGUCUCGCAGUCGCUCCAGGUCAAAUGAGAGGAAGUAGGACUAUGAGAAGGAGCUGUGUACAGGAAGUCAUUAGAUCUGAGGACAGGAGGAGUAUGUACAGAACAUUGUUUUGUUUUGAAACUUCAUAAAGCUUGGUGCAUUUUUAAAAUGUUUUAGCUGUUGAACUUGCUUUGUUCCUUGUAUCUUGUAACAGGUGGCAAAUGUAAAGAUGUGAAUCUGUAUAUGGUUCUGAGCAGAUCAUAUGAUUUGUAAUAUUAAUCACUUUACAAUGUACCAUUAUGCAUAACUUUUUGUUGCGUUGAAUGGUAAGCAGUUUGUCUGGCAUAGAUAGAAUGCUUCUGGUCUUGACGUGCUGGGGAAUGUUUUGCUGGGAUUCAGCUUUUGGAAGGAGGCAUGCAAUGAAGAUGUGUUCAUUGCGGAAGCAUGGCCAUGAGCGGUGUUUGUGCAGAACAAGACGCAGAUGCUUCAUAGACAGUUCUCGGAAAUAGUCAGGAACGUCGAGCGAGCGGCCUGUGAGGGGAGUGACUGAGCUGCAGUUUUAUCCAGAGCUCUAGUUCUGACUUCCAUUACCUGGAAGUGAGCUACUUUGUAUUACGUGAAAUAUAAAUCUUUAGCCAUAGGGUCAGUUAAUUUUGUACUUCAUGUGACUAGAGUACUUCUUAAAUAGAUGAUUGUUGAUUGACCAUCUAUUCCAGAACCUCUGAAUAGACCAAAUACACAGCAGAACUGACAACUGGAGUGGAUGUGUUGAGCGUGUAAUGGUACAUUGUAAAAGUUACAAAUUAAACAUUUCUUUACUGUACAAGAAUUUUCAUGUCACUUGUAAAAUGUCUUUUGUGAGAUCCUUGGGAUUAAAGUUUUGGUUACAA
Molecule: messenger RNA, 1524 nt
Organism: Aquila chrysaetos chrysaetos
Lineage: Eukaryota; Metazoa; Chordata; Aves; Accipitriformes; Accipitridae
Gene: SRSF3
Product: serine and arginine rich splicing factor 3
Exons: 6
Coding region: 198-692 (164 amino acids)
Biological process (GO): mRNA splicing, via spliceosome
Cellular component (GO): nuclear speck
Molecular function (GO): RNA binding
Source: RefSeq, a predicted model, not a curated record